Molecule: messenger RNA, 1827 nt
Organism: Closterium sp. Naga37s-1
Lineage: Eukaryota; Viridiplantae; Streptophyta; Zygnematophyceae; Desmidiales; Closteriaceae
Source: the annotation of a GenBank genome assembly
AUGGGUAAUACUCGUACUGUAAACCAGCCCAGCAACACCAUAGCUGUUGCGACCGUGCUAAUUCUCAUCGCAACAUGGCUACUAACCAGACCAGGGAGUGACAAGAUCUCCCGUGCCUCCGAGUCCCCAGGUGCGGUAACAGGCAGCAUGCUGCUCCCUGCGAUCCCCGCUUCCUUCCCGCUGUGCGACGCGGUGAGCGACGACUACAUCCCGUGCCUGGACAACACGCGCGCGAUCAAGAAGCUGCGCACCACCAAGCAGUACCAGCACCGCGAGCGCCACUGCCCCAACCCACAGGAAAUGCCGCGCUGCGUCGUGCCCAUGCCUGAAGGCUACAAGCCGCACGUCCCCUGGCCCGAAAGCCGCGAUGAGAUCUGGUUCAACAACGUGCCGCGCACGUCCCUGGCCAACUACAAGGCGGACCAGAACUGGCUCAAAGUGGAGUCUGACCGCUUCAUCUUCCCCGGCGGCGGCACGCAGUUCAAAUACGGCGCCGCCACGUACAUCGCAUGGCUGGAGCAGGUCCUUCCGGAGCUCGCGUGGGGGCGCCACGUGCAGGUCGCGCUCGACAUGGGCUGCGGCGUCGCGAGCUUCGGCGCGUAUCUGGACGCGAUGAGCGUCAAGGUGCUGUCCGUGGCGCCCAAGGACGAGCACGAGGCGCAGGUGCAAUUCGCGCUGGAGCGCGGAGUCCCCGCGCUGGUCGGCGUGAUGGGCACGUUGCGCCAGCCGUUCCCCGCGAAUUCCUUCGACGCCGUGCACUGCGCGCGGUGCCGCGUGCCAUGGCACGCUAACGGCGGGUUGCUGCUGCUGGAGCUGAACCGACUCAUCCGGCCCGGGGGGUAUUUCAUUUGGUCCGCCACUCCCGUGUGCCUCGAGUGUAAGGCGUUCGAGCCGGAUGACCGCGAGGUGUGGGAUGCCAUGGAGGAGCUUACAACGCGUAUGUGCUGGACGCUGCGCACCAAGAGCGUGAACAUGACGUUCGGGAUCGGAGUGGCGGUUUGGCAGAAGCCCACCGACAACCGGUGCUACCGCCACCGCCCUAAUAACUCGUCGCUUGCGCCGCUAUGCUCCAUCGCGGAUGAGCCCGAUGCUGCCUGGUACGUGCCGAUGCAGUCGUGCAUGCACCGCGUGCCCAUGGACCGCGACGCGCAGCACGGCUCGCAGUGGCCCGCGGACGGCACGGAGCGGCUCACGGCGGAGCCGGUGUGGCUGGACGGCGCGGCGGAAGCAUUGGAGAGCCGCGCGGUGGUGGAGGCGGAGGAGGUGUGGGAGGAGUUCAAGGAAGCAAGAUUCAUGUGGCGUUGGUCUGUGCCUGGAUGCCCCAUGCCUCAAUUCUUCCCCGCCACGUCCUGCCAACACCCACACAUGCCAUUCCCAUGCCCGCCUCGCACCAGGUGGGGAGCAGCAUUAGCAGCCACGGGCAAGCCGCUGUGGACGCUCAACGUGGUGCCGACAUCACGGCCUGACACUCUCCCGUUGGUGUUUGAGCGCGGGCUGUUAGGCGUAUACCACGACUGGUGCGAGUCGUUCAGCACGUACCCGCGCACCUACGACCUGCUGCACGCCCACCACCUGCUGAGCCACCUCAACAAGAACCACCGCCGCGGCUGCGACAUAGUGGACGUGAUGCUGGAGAUGGAUCGAGUGCUGCGGCCCAUGGGGUACGUCAUUAUACGCGAGACCAACGCCACGGCAGCCAUGGUGGAAACGGUAGCAGCAGCGCUGCACUGGAAGCCGCUUGACAGUUACAAGCGCAACACAGACGACACGGUACUCGCGUUUCAAAAGACCAUGUGGAGGCCUGUGGUAGAGGCCAGGGAGGAGUAA